Messenger RNA from Ipomoea nil (Japanese morning glory), 1548 nucleotides. RefSeq names its product protein FAR1-RELATED SEQUENCE 5-like. NCBI's taxonomy places the organism in Eukaryota, Viridiplantae, Streptophyta, Magnoliopsida, Solanales, Convolvulaceae. Gene Ontology annotation, biological process: regulation of DNA-templated transcription. The coding region runs from base 1 to 1548 and encodes 515 amino acids. The transcript is spliced from 2 exons. The record is from RefSeq and is a predicted model, not a curated record.
AUGGAUAAUGGAGGCACUUGUGUUAUGGAUGUGUCGCCUGGUGGUACGCACACUUGGAUACCUGAAUGUGACGCAAGCUUGAACCCAUUUGAAGGACAGGAAUUCGACACAAUGGAAGAUGGGAUCACGUUCUAUACGACGUACGCUGGCAUAGUUGGAUUUGAUGUGCGUCGCAGUUCCGAUAAAAGAAACAGAUUCGGCCAAAUUAAGAAAAAACAAGUGGUAUGUUCACGGGAAGGGUUUAAAGAGACAAAAAAUAAAGAGACAAUCGAGGAAGAAACAACAAAACAGAAGCGCCGGAGGACGACGAACAGAGUAGGAUGCCCUGCUAGACUUGUAUUGACGUUGAAUAAAGAGGGGAAGUAUGUAGUAAAGACAUUUGUAGACAGACACACACACGUCCUGUGCGAGGAGAAAUACAAAAGAUUCAUGAAAGUGAAUAGGAAAAUAGACAUCGGACAUCAGGAAUUCAUAACAAACUGCGGAAAGGUAAACGUUGGGGCUAGCAAGAGUUUUGAUAUAUAUGCCGAAAUGGUUGGUGGGCCCGAGAAUGUUGGAGCUACGCAACAAGACUUCAAGAAUUACAGGCGAGAGCUUUUGGCGUACAUGAAAGAGAAAGAUAUACAGAUGGUGAUAUCCCAAUACGUAGAGAAGAAAAAUGAUUGCGUAGAUAUGUAUUUUGAGUACGAUGUGAACGAGAAAGACCAAUUAGCUCGGGUGUUUUGGGCGGAUAGGCGGGCAAGACUGCACUAUGGGGCUUUUGGAGAUGUGGUGUCAUUCGACGCAACAUACAAAACUAACAGGUACAAUCUCGUGUUUGUCCCAUUCACAGGUAUAGACAACCAUAAGAGAUGCGUGACAUUUGCUGCGGGACUAAUUGAUAAAGAGGACGUGGAAUCGUAUAGUUGGAUCCUUAGAAACUUCAAGAAUGCUAUGGGAAGUACACCACCUAUCGUAAUAACUGAUCAAGAUCCAGCUAUGAAUGUUGCGAUUGAAACGGAAUUCCCGGGGACUCGUCACCGUUACUGUAUGUGGCAUAUUAUGACUAAGGUGGGUGACAAAGUUGGUAAUACAUUAGCGAAGAACGAGGAGUUUCGGCGUGCGUUGAAUGCCGUUGUGUGGAACGAGGAAUCAACGACCAUAGGAUUUGAGAGCGCAUGGAAUGAAGUUAUUCAGAAGUAUGGCCUACUGGAGAAUCGUUGGUUGAAACGUAUGUAUGAUGAGCGUGCAUCAUGGGUGCCUCCGUUUUUUGAAGAUGUGUUUAUGGGGGGCCUAUUGCGUACCACUUCACGUUCAGAAGCUGAGAACAGAAUUUUUCAGAGUAAUACUAAUAAGCAUUUAUGUCUUGUUGAAUUCUUCAAACGUUUUGAAAGUGCAGUUCGGAAACAACGCGACAAGCAUCUGGAACUUAGCGCAGCUUGCACCGGGCAAACACCACCUCUCAAGACCCUCCUGCGCAUAGAGCGAGAAGCAGCAACGGUGUACACAUUGACUGUGUUCUCUGAUGUACAAAAAGAAAUAUGUGAGGUUGGUCUACAUGCCGGGUGA